Moesziomyces antarcticus is the source of this 606-nucleotide messenger RNA. RefSeq lists its product as uncharacterized. The record is from RefSeq and is a predicted model, not a curated record. The transcript is spliced from 2 exons. Lineage: Eukaryota; Fungi; Basidiomycota; Ustilaginomycetes; Ustilaginales; Ustilaginaceae. Bases 1 to 606 code for a protein of 201 amino acids.
AUGGUUACUGAGCAAGAGAGCAACACAGACGACGCUCUAUCUGUCUGUGAUCGACCUCAGAGAGCUGUCAGUUCAGGACGACGGCUUGGCUGGAGCAAAGAGCUGUGGAGCGGCGGCGAACUGGCUGAGGGCCGGCUCCCCUGUAACGGCAGAGUGACAUUGCGCUCUUCUGCGCUGCUGCGGCUCGCCGUCGGCCUGGGCAGUGUUUGUUGCUUUGGCUCGCCUGAUCCCGUUGGGCCCUUGGAGCAGCCUCGCCUCGAUCUUGACAGGCUGAAUGCCCUCCUGCCUUGGAUCCAAGUCCAGCUCGCCUUCACCUCGCUCUUGACCUCGCCCCCGCCCUCGACCACCGGCUACUCUCCUCCUCGUCUGGCCCUACUCGCCCUACUCGCCCUACUCGCCCUACUCGCCCUACUCGCCGUCCUCUAUCCUCUACCCACCACCACCCAUCCUCUCCUCGACAUCCUUGCCAUCCUUCCCUCGUGUCGUCCACAUCCCCUCACCCCUCACCCGCCAUUCGCAUCUGCAUCCGCAACCCCACCUCUUCACCUCGCGCGCUUCCCUACUCCCCCCUCUGCAUCUUGCGCGAGCGGUCAGCCUUCUUGGUAG